Messenger RNA from Octodon degus (degu), 2014 nucleotides. RefSeq names its product catalase (gene Cat). Gene Ontology annotation, molecular function: heme binding; catalase activity. The coding region runs from base 98 to 1681 and encodes 527 amino acids. The record is from RefSeq and is a predicted model, not a curated record. Gene Ontology annotation, biological process: hydrogen peroxide catabolic process; response to hydrogen peroxide. The transcript is spliced from 13 exons. Gene Ontology annotation, cellular component: mitochondrion; peroxisome; cytoplasm. Lineage: Eukaryota; Metazoa; Chordata; Mammalia; Rodentia; Octodontidae.
UACUUUAGCCUCAGGGCCCUGGACGCGACUGUCCACUGAGGGUGCAGACGCUCGAGCAGAAGUCCCAGGCCACUUUCUGCCGCGCUCAUCGGACACCAUGGCGGAUAGCCGGGACCCAGCCAGCGACCAGAUGAAGCAGUGGAAGGAGCAGCGGGCGGCGCAGAAGCCUGAUGUCCUGACCACGGGAAGCGGUAACCCCGUAGGAGACAAACUUAACAUUAUGACCGCAGGCCCCCGCGGGCCCCUUGUUGUUCAGGAUGUGGUUUUCACGGAUGAAAUGGCUCACUUUGAUCGAGAGCGAAUUCCAGAGAGAGUCGUGCACGCUAAAGGAGCAGGGGCCUUUGGCUACUUUGAGGUCACUCAUGACAUCACCAAGUACUCCAAAGCCAAAGUGUUUGAGCAUAUUGGGAAGAGGACACCCAUCGCGGUUCGAUUCUCCACUGUUGCUGGAGAGUCGGGCUCAGCUGACACAGUCCGAGAUCCUCGUGGGUUUGCAGUGAAAUUUUACACUGAAGAUGGUAACUGGGAUCUUGUGGGAAACAACACGCCCAUUUUCUUCAUCAGGGAUGCCUUCUUGUUUCCAUCCUUUAUUCAUAGCCAAAAGAGAAAUCCUCAAACGCACCUGAAGGAUCCAGACAUGGUGUGGGAUUUCUGGAGCCUGCGUCCCGAGUCUCUGCACCAGGUUUCUUUCUUGUUCAGUGAUCGAGGGAUUCCGGAUGGGCAUCGACACAUGAAUGGAUACGGAUCGCAUACUUUCAAGCUGGUUAAUGCAAAUGGAGAGGCGGUUUAUUGCAAAUUCCAUUAUAAGACUGACCAGGGCAUCAAAAACCUCCCUGUUGAAGAGGCAGCAAGGAUUUCCCAGGAAGAUCCUGACUAUGGCAUCCGCGAUCUUUUCAAUGCCAUCGCCAAGGGCAACUUCCCUUCCUGGACCUUUUAUAUCCAGGUCAUGACAUUUCAGCAGGCCGAAUCGUUUCCCUUCAAUCCAUUUGAUCUCACCAAAAUUUGGUCUCACAAAGACUUCCCUCUCAUCCCAGUUGGCAAGCUAGUCUUGAACCGAAACCCAGUUAACUACUUUGCUGAGGUGGAACAGAUAGCGUUUGACCCAAGUAACAUGCCACCUGGCAUUGAGCCGAGCCCUGACAAAAUGCUUCAGGGCCGCCUGUUUUCCUACCCUGACACUCACCGCCACCGCCUGGGCCCCAACUAUCUUCAGAUACCUGUGAACUGUCCCUACCGUGCUCGAGUGGCCAACUAUCAGCGCGACGGCCCCAUGUGUGUGAAUGACAACCAAGGUGGUGCUCCCAACUACUAUCCCAACAGCUUCAGUGCCCCGGUGGAGCAGCGCCAGGCCCUGGAGCACGGCAGCCGCUGUUCUGCUGAUGUGAGGCGCUACAACAGCGCCGAUGAGGACAAUGUCACCCAGGUGCGGGCGUUCUACACCCAAGUGCUGAACGAGGAGGAGCGCCGACGCCUGUGCGAGAACAUCGCGGGCCACCUCAAGGACGCGCAGCCCUUCAUCCAGAGGAAGACGGUCAAGAACUUCUCAGACGUCCACCCUGACUAUGGGACCCGCAUCCAGACUCUUUUGGACAAAUACAAUGCUGAGAAGCCUAAGAAUGCGAUCCACACCUUUGUGCAGGAUGGAUCUCACUUGGCUGCGAAGGAGAAGGCUCACCUGUGAGGCUCCUCGGCUGGGAGGUGGCUCUGAGAAUCGCGCUCCCUGCUCAUGGCUGGGCGGAAGCUCCUCCCAAGCCGCAUGCGCAAGUGCAAGCUAAUGUCUUUGAAAUGAUGAUUCAGGCAUCAAUAGCAGAUCAUGUAACAAUGGCUUCCAAUGCUGUUUCCCCUUGGGAAAAUAAAGGCUAGGGCUAGCAGUCACUAAACAGAAACAUGUGUUUGCAUUUGACAGUUGUUGGAUUCUUCAUGUAACAUGACUAGAUCUGGGGAUACAGCUCAGUAUCAAAUGAAAUGAAAUGACUAGAAGAUUCUAGUCCGAAACAUAAUUUGUUUGGGAAGU